Molecule: messenger RNA, 2321 nt
Organism: Trichomycterus rosablanca
Lineage: Eukaryota; Metazoa; Chordata; Actinopteri; Siluriformes; Trichomycteridae
Gene: mfsd11
Product: major facilitator superfamily domain containing 11
Exons: 14
Coding region: 145-1506 (453 amino acids)
Source: RefSeq, a predicted model, not a curated record
AGGUGUUUUACUGUGAAAGAUUCUGUACAUUCACAUCAUCUGAUCGACAUGUUAAAGUACAUCUGUAAGCUGUGAAGGAUAAAGACAUUACCAGCUCCUCACUGUCACUGUUAUAGACUGUAAUUGAGGAGACAUCACACCAAGAUGAAGCCAGAAAGAAAAUCGCUACUUAAUAUCAUCAUUUUGGGUGGUAGCUUCAUGUUCAUGUUUACCGCCUUCCAAACCUGCGGCAACAUUGAACAAACAGUGAUCAAAAGUUUCAACAGUACCGAAUUCCAUGGAAGUGGUUACACAAGUAUGGCUAUUAUCUAUGGAGUCUUCUCUGCAUCCAACUUAAUUGCCCCCUCAGUGGUAGCAGUCAUUGGACCCCAGUUGUCACUGUUUUUUAGUGGACUUGUUUACAGUGGUUACAUCGCUACGUUUAUUCACCCUUUUACCUGGAGUUUCUACACUGCUUCAGUCCUGGUUGGGAUUGCAGCGGCAGUGCUGUGGACAGCUCAGGGGAACCUCCUCACCAUCAACUCCACUGACUCCACCAUCGGCCGAAACAGUGGGAUAUUCUGGGCUUUGCUGCAGUUAAGUUUAAUCUUUGGCAAUCUGUACAUAUAUUUUGCCUGGCAUGGGAAGAGUCACAUAUCAGAUAAGGACCGUCAGACAGUUUUCAUCUCACUCACUGUCAUUAGUCUGGUUGGCAACUUCCUCUUCUUCCUUAUUCAGCGAGUCGAGCCAGAGGUUGUACCCUCCGAGGCAUCUGAAUCACUGCUGCCUGGAGACUCAUCUGAGAGUAACUCGGUGACAGUUACACCCCAGGGGAUAGGAGUUCAAGCUUGGGUUGCAUUCAAGAAAUCCAUUCAGCUGUCCAUGACCAAAGAAAUGCUGCUGCUUAGUAUAUCCAUCGCAUACACAGGAUUGGAACUGACAUUUUACAGUGGCGUAUAUGGGACAUGCAUCGGAGCCAUGAAUAGUUUUGGUGAUAAUGCCAAAAGUCUCAUUGGCCUGUCUGGAAUUUUCAUUGGCAUUGGUGAAAUACUUGGUGGUUCUUUGUUUGGAAUGUUAAACCAGUGCAACAAGUAUGGAAGAAACCCAGUUGUGCUCUUGGGAUUGGUCACACAUGUUUUGGCUUUCUUCCUCAUUUUUCUGAACAUUGCCAGUGAUGCUCCUUUGGCGCCAGAGCAGGGCACACAGCUGCAGGGAUUCCUCACUCCCAGCGUGGAAACGGCGUUGCUGUGUAGUUUCCUGCUUGGCCUGGGCGACAGCUGUUUCAACACUCAACUGCUCAGCAUUGUGGGCUUCGUGUUUCGGGACGACAGCGCCUCGGCAUUUGCCGUCUUCAAGUUUGUACAGUCCAUCACAGCAGCUCUGGCAUUCUUCUACAGUAAUUAUCUCCUGCUGCACUGGCAGCUCCUCAUUAUGGUGGUGGUGGGCUUUGUUGGCACACUGUCUUUCUUCGCAGCUGAGUGGAUGGUUUGCAACCGCAGACAGAACUCGGAUUAUGACAGCAUCUGAUGUUUGAAAUCUGAGACAGUUUAACAGCAGAAGACUGUUUUCCCCAUACUGGUUCAACUUUUGCCUGCUCUGUGCGUUGCUCACUCACAUUAGCUCUAAAAAUAGCCAAAUUUGGCAUUUUGUGCCAAGGGAAACAGUUUAUAUAAACAGCCUUUCUUUAAGCCAAUCCACUGCACCCACAGAAUCAUUUUUAAUGUCAGUCAUUGCAGAGACACUUUUUUUUGCUGGAUUUUCAUUCUUGAUUUUUUUUUAUUUCUUAGUGGGAUUUGCAGGUUUCAUGAUUGAAUGACUACAAGAUGAAGUUUACAAUAUUUUGAAUGCUUUAAAUCCAUAAAAUUGCAUGCACUGUUUACUGUCAGCAGGGCCGUGUAAAACAUGACUUUUUGUGUAAGCACAAGCAAUAUAAAGGGAGAACUUUUCAGCCAUUCUAAAAUCAUCAUUGUAAUUUAUAUGCAAACAGUGCAUGCAGAUAUUGCAUAGAAUUACUUUGCACUCUACAGAAUGGCAGGUGGAUUUUAAUGAAUAAUAAACGAGUUAAAAAAUCUCAAGGUAUUUUAAAUCUAGAAUUCUGACAGCACUGUAUGAUAUUUUCAGUGACACAAUGCUGAAGGUAAGGUAAUAUGAAGUAUUGGAAGAAAAACAAUGUGAUCUUUCUGUCUACUUUUGCCUUAUUUAGUUAGUUCCAGUUUCCAGUUUGAAUCCAGUAUGCAGUACACCCACACUGGCACCUAAAACAGAAUUAAGUAUUUAUAGAUGUAUUUAAUUAUACAAAAUUUUUGUACUGUUGCUUACCUCAGGUUAUUCACUUAAAAAUA